CACCUCCUUUCCCCUCCGAUACCCAAUCUGCACUCCUUUCUUCGGAAAAACUACGAAGUCUUCUCUAUCUACGAUAUUCGCAAUCUCUGGCGCGACAUGGUCGCUGGCGUCGCGGCCAUCCACAGUCUCGGUUUGAUCCACUUUGACCUGAAGCCCGCGAAUUUCCUCAUCGUGGACAACAUCGUGAAGGUCUCUGACUUCGGCCUCGCGCGGGGGAUCAACAAGGAUGAGGGUAUAACCCACGUUUCCCGCGACCGCCAGUGCGGCCCGCCGCGGUACAUGCCGCCGGAGGCAUUUUACCAACCGGACGAGGGGUCGGCGAGUUUGAAGAUGCGCCCGGCGGCUGAUGUUUGGGCCUUGGGGAUCAUCCUAUACCAGUUGCUAUACGGGCGGGCGCCGUACGAGCAUUUAGAG
Molecule: messenger RNA, 414 nt
Organism: Amoebophrya sp. A120
Lineage: Eukaryota; Dinophyceae; Syndiniales; Amoebophryaceae
Source: the annotation of a GenBank genome assembly